Molecule: messenger RNA, 2636 nt
Organism: Octopus bimaculoides (California two-spot octopus)
Lineage: Eukaryota; Metazoa; Mollusca; Cephalopoda; Octopoda; Octopodidae
Biological process (GO): calcium-mediated signaling; neuron projection development; actin filament organization
Cellular component (GO): postsynaptic density; dendrite; actin cytoskeleton
Molecular function (GO): actin filament binding
Source: RefSeq, a predicted model, not a curated record
UAGUAGUAGUGGCUGAGAGUGGGAGGAGUAAGAGGAAGAGAUGACGACGGUGAGUGUGGAACUACUCUCACACACACACACACAUCAUUUUGUCGUUUAUAAUGUUUCUGCUGCACGCAUUGGCGUCAUUUAAUUAAGGAUUUACAAAGUGAUAUAUAUAUAUAUAUAUAUAUAUGUGUGAUAUUUAAUUGGUGCUAAAAUCUUGGACUCUUUAAGAUGAAUCAAGUGUUGGAAUUUUCAAUCUAUAUUAUGGGUCGAUAAAUUAAGUACCAGUUACACACUCAGGUUGAGGAAUAAAGCAAAUGACGAGACAAUGAUAUCUUCCAGUACAGAUAUGGGACAAAAUGAUGCUAUUUCUUGGUGUUUGCGAGACCCCCUACUUUCAUUGAUGUAUGUCCCUUCUUUCAAUAAGGACAAGAAUAUAUGUACAUAUAAUGACAAACCCAAUCCUGCUUUUGCACUGGCACCCUUUUAUACACAGGAAGUCAUCUUGGGUGUAAAAUUGAUUUGGACGUCUUCUACGUUGAGUCUUGGGCAUUGUUGAAGAUGGCUAAUCCUAUAAGUAGUGCAAGAGAUGAAGUUGUGGCUGCCAGCCGGUCACGGAGUGGAAGUAAUAGCGGUAGUAUACAUAGAGUUGACUUGCGAUCGUCUUCACCUGAAGACUUAGCUUGCCAGCAGCAGUUUCAUAAUUUGAAGUCUUCAUUUGAAGAUUUAGCUUCUGAACGAUCGAGGAACAGAAAUCGGUGCGGGACUAACGUAAGUAAAUUAAAAAACAUAUUUAAUUCUGCAAAGAGUGAAGAAAAGAUACAAACAUCUCAUGGUUUUGCUUCGGAGGUAUCUCCGGAAUAUAAGCAGAAGAGAAGCGUAGAUGGCUCGGGAGUGAAACCGAAAGAAUCUUCCCCCACAAAAACCUCUCCAUUGCUGAAAGCAUCAAAUCAUGUUCAACGGUUCAACAGCACACGUGCUAUGUUUGCCAAACUUGAAGAGGAGACUCGUAUUGCAAAAGAACGGUCUCGGAAAGUUGGCGGCAGAAGCAGAAACUUGAGUAUCACUUCUCCAAUCUGGUCACCAACUUCUAGUUCUUCCGCAAGUCCAGAAAAUCGAAAGCGGUCACCAUCCCAAGAAUCGCUUGGUUCAUCACAAGGGGAUUCAUCAUUGAAAUCAAAACUGAAUGACACACAUUCGAGUUCAGACUCCAAGCUUUCGAAAUGUAAUGCUAAAGUAGAUAACAAUUUGAAGUCUUCUGUGAAGGAUCAAUUUCUGCGGCCGAGGGGUUGUAGCGAGCCAAACUUAAAGAUUAAAGAUUCUGUCUCUCAGCCAAACUACAACAUUCCUGAUUCAGAAUCAACAAUCGUAAAAUCAGUUGCAAGUGCAGAGUCUGCAGAUGCACUGGUUAAAAACGCAAUAACUACAGGUAGCCCAACUGUGCACACAAGCAUGAAGAGUCCAGCUGGGUCCCUGAAUGAUAAGAAUGAACUUUGUAAUGUUUCCGGAAAUCUUCUCUGGAAGAGAAAACAAAUGAAGCGAGCAGUGUUGCUUGAUUUAGACCAGUGUAAAGUGACGAGUUUAAAUGUAGAUCAAAAUAGAGAUUAUUCCUCACAAAAAUCUUUAAAUGACAAUCUUGAUAGUCCUGAGAGCUCCGUUGAGGAAACACGAACAUUUUCAACACCAGAUUCAUCUGUCAGCUAUCCACAUAGUGAUAACAGUGCUGCAUGUUCAACAGAAGAUAUCCCAGCGGGCAUGUUGUCGAGGGAUUUUCAAGAUGAAGAAAAUGAAUUUAGUAGUUAUGGACUUUUAGAAGAAAUUGAAUCAGAUUUAUCGUCAAGGGGUACUCAGCUUCUAUUGCAUAGCAGCCAUGGAAAUAAAAAAGAUGCUGAUCAACUUCAAAUGGAAGAAGAAUUUCACCAAUUCAAUCAACUUCAUCAGAUACCGAGAGUGUCCGAUGGUCUCACUGAUGGCAUUAAUGACAUCGAUAAGUUGAGUGAGGUGUCGAGCUCUGAUGUUACUUCUUCUUAUCGCAAUAGUGUCAUUGAAAUGACCUCUCCCCAACUUGAAGACAGCCCAACCGGAGCACACAAGGAAUUUUUAACCACAGAAAACAGAGUACAGUUUCCAAAAGUAAUGCCUUCACCCACAAAUACUUGUGUAAAUGUGCCAGUUGUGUCCCCACCGGUUCCUCCACCGCGAAAAUCUAUUCCAAAAUCCCCCGAAAACAAGGACCUUAAGUUUAUUUCAAAAACUGUGAGUGGUUGUCCUGUGUCUGCAGACAAUCUGUCCUCAAAAUAUUCCGACCUUCAAGGAACCAACGGAGAGGUUGCAAAGUCCGCCCACCCUCCGAUGGAAUACACUAGUUAUGAGGCUGAAGAUGAAGAAAGUUCAUCACAGGCUUUAUCAGAAAAGGAUAUUUUAUUCCAAAUAACAGAUGAAACUACCUCAGUUGAGGCUAUGACUCCCGAUGAACAAGAUAAACUACUCAGUCGAGAUCUCCAUCAGGAUUAUCUUUCUCCAAGAUCACACGUGUAAGUUGAAGGCAUCUUGCCAUUUUUCUCAUAUUAUAUAUAGUUAUUCUAUCUCAAUGCAUAUAUUUCCUUUGGCACAGUGAAACCACCUGGGUAGGACAAGGGUGUGUGUGUGUG